This is a messenger RNA of Vanessa tameamea, 601 nucleotides long. Its product is annotated as TP53-regulated inhibitor of apoptosis 1-like. NCBI's taxonomy places the organism in Eukaryota, Metazoa, Arthropoda, Insecta, Lepidoptera, Nymphalidae. Bases 116 to 364 code for a protein of 82 amino acids. The record is from RefSeq and is a predicted model, not a curated record. The transcript is spliced from 2 exons. Gene Ontology annotation, molecular function: phosphatidic acid transfer activity. Gene Ontology annotation, cellular component: nucleus; cytosol; mitochondrial intermembrane space. Gene Ontology annotation, biological process: phospholipid translocation.
CUUUGACAGAGCUGAUACUCUAAAAUGUCAAAAUAGCCGAUAAAAAGAUCAACCAAUAUUUGCGAUAAUUAUUGUGGCUAGUUAUUUAGUUUAUUAUAUAAUAUAAGAAAAUAAAAUGAAUAGCAUAGGAGAAGAGUGUACUGAAUUAAAGAAAAAAUAUGAUGAUUGUUUUAAUUCGUGGUUUUCGGAACGUUUUCUAAAAGGCGAUCAUGAUGACUCCAUGUGUGCUGGAAUUUUUAAGGUUUAUCAAGAAUGUGUAAAGAAAGCCAUGAAGCAACAAAGUAUUGAUUUCAAAGAAGUAGACAAAGAUGUUUUAGGGACAGAUAACGAGUUCAAAGUUCCACCUUCCGAAAGUAGCAGUUGACAAUCAGGAACCUGCAGCCUCCUAUGUUCUUUUAGCCCAAUUACUUUAUGGCAUGUAUUUCAUUCAGAAGUUUCAAAUAAUAAUGUACUAAAGACGGCUAUUACAGAAAAUAAAAAUUAAUGUAGUUGGUUUAGAAAAUUGAAACUAUGCAUUUAUUUAUGAAAUAAAAUUUUACAAGUACAAAAAGUAUUGUUUAAAGUUGAAAUAGUAAGUGCUUUUUAUUGAUUUACAUUGAUU